Megalobrama amblycephala (Wuchang bream) is the source of this 2308-nucleotide messenger RNA. RefSeq names its product zinc finger DHHC-type palmitoyltransferase 6 (gene zdhhc6). The transcript is spliced from 12 exons. NCBI's taxonomy places the organism in Eukaryota, Metazoa, Chordata, Actinopteri, Cypriniformes, Xenocyprididae. The record is from RefSeq and is a predicted model, not a curated record. Gene Ontology annotation, molecular function: palmitoyltransferase activity; protein binding. Gene Ontology annotation, cellular component: Golgi apparatus. Gene Ontology annotation, biological process: protein palmitoylation. The coding region runs from base 497 to 1798 and encodes 433 amino acids.
ACUUCCGGGUGGUGUCACGAGAAUUUGUUCACGACCCCUUCCUGUAAAUGGUUCCGCCGUGUUGUGAAUCGCGCGAGCUACUGUAUCAUCUUCCAUGUUGAAUUAUGUUUUAAUUAUUUUAAAAACGAUUUAGACUUUAACACUAUUACAGGCGUUAAACAGCAAGUUUACUUAUUCAUAUUCAUCGUGACUGUCGGUUUUUCUUGGACACUGAUCGCACGAGGAAAAGUCGAGAUGGAUGGCUUGGCUGUAGCUCAAGGAUAGGGCGAUCAGGGGAUUAGUACGGAAGGAUGCCACACGCUGACAGAGUCUGGAACUCUAGGAAACGGCUGGCCCCUGUGAGUGAUGACGUAGCCGAUCACUGGUUGUUUCGGAGGAGACAGAAAAGAUGCCCUUUGACCUCUUUAAAUCACUGCAGUAAACCGAGACAACACGCCUGACUACUUCACAGCUGUUACAUUGAGGACCUUAAAAACAUUGAAAUCCAACAAAAAAAAUGAAUAUUCUGUCUGCUAUAAUUGUGUUUGAGAACCUCCAUGAGGUCAAAAGGCUUUUCCACUGGGGUCCGAUCAUCGCUCUGACGGUCAUUGGCGUGUGCUCCUCCAUGGCCAUACUAGACUCCAUAAUCUGGUACUGGCCAUUGGACACCACUGGAGGCAGCAUCAACUUCAUCAUGCUCAUUAACUGGACUGUCCUCAUUCUUUACAACUACUUUAAUGCCAUGUUUGUCGGCCCUGGUUACAUACCUCUGGAGUGGAAACCGAUGAAUUUUCAGCAGCCAUUAUUCCAGUCUUCAGUGUCACAUGAUCCUUCUGAAAUCAUUCUAGAGAAUCAACAAGAUGUAAUGUACUUACAGUUCUGUAAAUUGUGCCAAGGCUAUAAAGCCCCAAGGUCGCAUCACUGUCGCAAGUGUAACAGGUGUGUGAUGAAGAUGGAUCAUCAUUGUCCCUGGAUCAACAACUGUUGUGGUCACAUGAAUCAUGCGUACUUCACAAGCUUUCUCCUGCUCGCUCCACUGGGCUGCAUACACGCCGCACUAAUAUUUAUCAUGACUACGUACACUCAACUUUAUGAUCGGAUCUCAUUUGGUUGGAGCUCAGUGAAGAUUGACAUGAGCGCUGCUCGGCACAUCCACAAUCCCAUCAUGCCUUUCAGCAUUGCAGCAUUUGCAGCCACUCUUUUUGCACUGGGACUGGCUCUGGGGACCACUAUUGCAGUUGGGAUGUUGUUUUUUAUUCAGAUGAAGGUGAUUCUUCGAAACAAAACCUCAAUAGAAGCAUGGAUUGAGGAGAAAGCCAAAGACAGAAUCCAAUACUACCAAACAGGUGAAGACUUCAUCUUCCCCUAUGACCUGGGCAGCCGAUGGGAGAACUUCAAGCAGGUGUUCACAUGGUCUGGUACCCCCAUGGGAGAUGGAAUCGAAUGGCCUGUGCAUGAGAAGUGUAACCAGUAUACUCUAACCAUUGAGCAGCUGAAGCAAAAACAUGAUAAACGCCAGAGGAGUGUGGAAUACAGAGUGGUGGAGGACUACAACGGGGCUUGUUGCCCUUUGGGAAAGGGAUUAAACACUUUCUUUAGGACACCUUGUACAGAGGAACCCAGAAUCAAACUCACAAAGGGGGAGACGAUCUUUGCUACAAGAGGAACAAAGUGGUGGAUGUAUGGGGACAAAGUUUUGAAUGAGGAACAGGCUAAAGCUGAAGUUCGUAUUAGAGGAUGGUUUCCACGCAGAUGUGUCGAGAAGUGUCACUAUGACUCAGCGAAUAAUUCCACAAGUGAAGAAAAGAAAGAGCAAUGAUACAGAAUUGUACAUUUCACAGCUCGCUUUGAACAGAGCACCUAAUAUUAGGGCCUGAACCCUGCUGAGAUGCAAAUAUCUUUCUGAUUCUUUUGUAAAGCUGUUCAAUGGCACCAGCGCUUAGUGUUGAAGCAAACUGAUACUGACACCCCAAAGUUAUUAACUUGUGUAACUUAAUAACAUUUCAUUUCCAAAGAACAGCUGCCAGAGAAAAAAAAAUGGGAUUGAGGCAUAUGGCAGCAUAUUCUUUAAAGGGGGUUAUUAAGAUGUUUACUUGAAACUUAUUCUUGCCUUUCUCUUUCGCUUGCUCUUUCUCGUACAUUGAUGCCCACACUGAUUAUGCAAAGCCUUUUUCCAGUUGUAACAAAGUCUUUGUCAUGCAAAUUUUCUGAAUUGUUUAUAUAGUUGAAAUAAUUUUACUUUAUUUUUGAUGGCUUUUUUUUUUUUUUUUGUAAAACUGAUGUCAACCUCAAGUUUUCAGAGACAAAUAAACAACCAUGAUCUGUAAAA